CUGCCAGCUGCCUCCGCAGCGUGCCUCUAGCUCUCCCUGUGCUAACUGCCUGCGCCUUGACAGCCCAGGCUGCGCAAAGCAGAAGGAUUAGUUGGGACCUGCCUUGGCGACCCCAUGGCAUCCCCACGAACCAUAACUAUUGUGGCCCUCUCAGUGGCCCUGGGACUCUUCUUUGUUUUCAUGGGGACUAUCAAGUUGACCCCCAGGCUCAGCAAGGAUGCCUACAGUGAGAUGAAACGUGCUUACAAGAGCUAUGUCCGAGCCCUUCCCCUGCUGAAGAAAAUGGGCAUCAAUUCCAUUCUCCUUCGGAAAAGCAUUGGUGCUCUUGAAGUGGUCUGUGGCAUCGUCAUGACCCUGGUGCCUGGGCGUCCCAAAGAUGUGGCCAACUUCUUCCUGCUCUUGCUGGUGUUGGCCGUGCUUUUCUUCCACCAGCUGGUCGGUGAUCCCCUCAAACGCUAUGCCCAUGCUCUAGUGUUUGGAAUCCUGCUCACUUGCCGCCUGUUGAUUGCACGCAAGCCUGAAGACCGGGCUUCUGAGAAGAAGGGCUUGCCUGAGAGUGCAGAGGAGCAACCCUCCUUAUAUGAGAAGGCCCCGCAGGGCAAAGUGAAGGUGUCAUAGGAUAUUGAAAGUGUAAAAAAAAGUGGACUUUCGAAGCAAUUGCCUCCUUGACACCCAAGAAAAUACCAGUGUGUGCUUUUCA
This is a messenger RNA of Phodopus roborovskii (desert hamster), 700 nucleotides long. RefSeq names its product transmembrane protein 35A (gene Tmem35a). Gene Ontology annotation, cellular component: endoplasmic reticulum. Gene Ontology annotation, biological process: positive regulation of protein localization to cell surface; chaperone-mediated protein complex assembly. Bases 115 to 618 code for a protein of 167 amino acids. The record is from RefSeq and is a predicted model, not a curated record. Gene Ontology annotation, molecular function: acetylcholine receptor regulator activity. The transcript is spliced from 2 exons. NCBI's taxonomy places the organism in Eukaryota, Metazoa, Chordata, Mammalia, Rodentia, Cricetidae.